Messenger RNA from Pediculus humanus corporis (human body louse), 8112 nucleotides. RefSeq lists its product as uncharacterized. The transcript is spliced from 18 exons. Gene Ontology annotation, biological process: carbohydrate metabolic process; chitin catabolic process. Gene Ontology annotation, molecular function: chitinase activity; chitin binding. NCBI's taxonomy places the organism in Eukaryota, Metazoa, Arthropoda, Insecta, Psocodea, Pediculidae. The record is from RefSeq and is a predicted model, not a curated record. The coding region runs from base 1 to 8112 and encodes 2703 amino acids. Gene Ontology annotation, cellular component: extracellular region.
AUGAUAAAUCUAAUAAGACCAAAGAGAGAAACAGGAGAAAAGAAAAUAGUUUGUUAUUAUACAAACUGGUCGGUUUAUAGGCCAGGUACGGCAAAAUUUUCACCGCAAAAUAUAAAUCCUUAUUUGUGUACGCAUUUAAUAUACGCCUUCGGUGGUCUGUCAAAAGAAAAUGCAUUGAAACCUUUCGAUAAAUAUCAAGAUAUCGAACAAGGAGGUUAUGCUAAAUUUAACGGUUUAAAAACCUACAAUAAAAAUUUAAAGACUAUGCUUGCCAUCGGAGGAUGGAACGAAGGUUCUGCAAGGUUUUCACCGCUUGUUGCCGAUUCCGAAAGAAGGAGGGAACUAGUCAAAAAUACAAUAAAAUUUUUAAGGCAAAAUCAUUUCGAUGGUUUGGAUUUAGAUUGGGAAUAUCCGAGUUUUAGAGAUGGUGGUAAACCGAGAGAUAGAGAUAAUUAUGCAUCUUUGGUUCAGGAAUUCAGAGAAGAAUUCCAAAGAGAAUCGGAUAAAACCGGAAGAACAAGACUACUGUUGACGAUGGCUGUUCCUGCUGGUAUCGAAUACAUAGACAAAGGUUACGACGUGAAAAAAUUAAAUAAAUAUUUAGAUUGGAUGAAUAUUUUGAGUUAUGAUUAUCAUUCGGCUUUCGAACCGUCCAUUAAUCAUCAUUCGCCAUUGUUUUCUUUAGAAGAAGAUGACGAAUAUAAUUUUGAUGCUCAAUUGAGUAUUGAUUACACGGUUAAACAUUACUUAAAACUUGGCGCGGAUAGAAGUAAAUUAGUGUUGGGUAUACCUACCUAUGGAAGAUCUUAUACUUUAUUUAAUCCUGAUGCAACCGAUAUUGGAUCCCCUGCUGACGGUCCUGGAGAACAAGGAGAAGCAACUCGUGAAAAAGGAUAUCUUGCUUAUUACGAAAUUUGUGAAAGAUUUACCACCGGCGGUUGGUCUUUAGAAAAUCCUUACCCAGAAGCAAUGGGUCCCUAUACUUACAAGGACAAUCAGUGGGUGGGUUUUGAUGAUGAAGAUAUAGCUCGAGCCAAGGCCAAAUACGUUAAUGAUAAUGAUCUCGGUGGUAUUAUGUUUUGGUCAAUUGAUAAUGAUGAUUUUAGAGGAAAAUGCCACGGCAAACCUUAUCCUCUCAUUGAAGCUGCAAAAGAAGCACUUUUGGCAAGCGCUAAUGAAUUAGUACCGACAAAAAGUAAAAGUGCAAGUUCUAGUAAAGCAACGAAAAAACAAGAAUCGAGCUCUAAAUCAAAAAGUAGAAAUACACGGUUGCGAAUAAAAGCAACAACAACCACAACAACCGAAACACCUAAAGUCAAAUCAUCAGGUCGAACGACCACCACACCUCAACCUCCCACAACUCCUGAUCCAGGAAGCGAUUUCGUAUGCAAAGAUGAAGGAUUUUAUCCACAUCCAAGAGAUUGUAAAAAGUAUUUUUGGUGUUUGGAUAGUGGUCCAUCUAGUUUGGGAAUAGUUGCUCAUCAGUUCACUUGUCCAUCGGGUUUGGUAUUCAAUAAAGUAUCAGAUUCUUGUGAUUAUGCAAGAAAUGUUAUUUGUAAAACAAAAUCAGAGAGUACAGAAACAACUACACCAACCACUACAACAACAACAACAACAACAGCUAGAACUACUACUGCUCGAAGUCGAUUAGUUGUAACAGCUUCGCCACCUAGAACUACAUCUACAACUACCACUGAGCUACCAGAGGAAGAAGAAGAGGAAGAAGAAGAAAUCGAAUAUGAUGAAGAAGAUGAAGAAGAUCCAGGAACUAUAAAAGAACUCAUAAGUUUGAUUAAAAAACUCGGUGGCGUCGAACAAUUGGAAAAACAAUUAAAUCUUCAAAAUUCCGAUACAAAAGAAAAAAUUAAACCAAGUUUAUACAGCAAAGUUUUGCAGGGAAGACCAGCAAAUAGAUUUAGAGGAGUAGUCAAUCAAGAACAAUCUACUCCGAGGUAUUUAUCGAUAGUAAGAAAUCGUCCUGUUAGUCCUCAAAGUUCGAGUACCGAAGAAACAGUUACCUCUACAAGAAAUGUAGAAAGGCCUAAAUAUGUCACGAUUCAAAGAAAUAGAUCUACGAAAAGGCCGAUCGAAGAAGAAACUGAAUCUGAAUCUGAAUCUGAAGAAGUGGAAGAAGAAGAGGAAGUCGAAGUACAGCCCGUUCAGCCUAGAAGAAAAGAAGAACCGACGACGCCUAAAAGAAAAGAAGAAUCUUUGCGACCUUUAAGAAGACGUCCCAUUCCGGAUGCAACAACUGAAAAAGAAUACGUUGUCCUUCGAAGAACGCGACCUCAAAAAGAAGAGGAAGACGUUUCGACAACAUCCAAAUAUAAAAGUAUCGUAAGAAAUCGACCCACAACCGAAACUGCUGCUGCGGAAGAAGAAUUUUCAGAUGAAGAAGAUGAUAAUAAAACCGUCGAAGAUGAGGAAGAAGGAGAUGAAGAAGACAUUGAACGAAUUCAAAAUCGUAAAGAAAAAGAAGAUAAUGAACCCGUUCAGAAAUUUAAAAAAUAUUCUUCGGUUAGGCGUGAUAAAAAUGUUGCAUCCGAUGAGGAAGAGACGAAGGUGAGUGGCCAAAAAGGCCCGGUUAUUCAGGGUGAAACACAAUCAACAAAAAAAGACUACUACACGUCACGUGGAAGGGAUGAUGUAAAUAAUGUAAAUAAAUAUACAAGUCCUAAAUAUGUAACGAUACGGCGAACGCGCCCGGUUACAACCGAAUCUUUAGCGAACAAUGUAAAUAUUGUAAAUAGUACACCCGCGAUUGACGAGGAAAAUAACGUUAAUUAUGAAAAUGAAAAUAAUAAAAGAAUUAUUGUUAACGGAUUGCCACAAAAAUCAACAACGGAAUUAUUUAGAAGAACUCGACCUUUAAAACCGUAUACAUUUGAGGGAACGACACCGGUUUCAACGGAGUCAACAAACGAAGGAAAUGUUCAUCGAUUUACAGGAAGAUUUAGAUCGACGACUCAGAGUAAUGACGUUUACGAAAACAGGUCUCAAUACAAUAAAUAUAAGACCAUAUAUAGAAGCACUACGGCUUCCACAGUUUUCGAAGAAACGGAUUCUUCUGAUGUAAAAAAUGAUGAUUAUUUACCUUUUAAAUCCAGAACGAGAGGUGUUACAUCCACGAGCACUACAACUUCUUCUCCUGAGAGUGUAUACAAUCGAUAUCAAACCAUUUAUAGAACUUCUUCUGAAAAACCAUCAACUGUUGAUGACGAUUUCGAUACAUCAUCUGAAAAUGAAGAAAGAAAUGUUAAAGAAAUAGAUGAUAAUAAAAGUACUACUUCAGAGCCUGCUAAUAAUAGGUACAGAACAAUUUACAGGAGUACGAGAAAACCUACAACAUUGGAAUCUAACGAUAACUUUCCUUCGUCAAGAGAAAAAUUUUUUGGUUCUACCGGCAGUACUACAACUUCAUCGUCAGAAUCAACUCCGAUUAGAUAUAGAAGUACUCCCAACAGAAGUUCUACAACAUUCUCUGCUAAAAAUAAUUUAAACAAUUUUUCACAAAAAGAUAACACUUUUGGCGAAGUCUUCGGAAGCAGAACUUCUCCGUCGGAUUUUACAUUUACUAGAUAUAAAACGUUAUUUAGAAGUACAACAGAAAAAACGUCUUCGACGGAUAACGGCGAUGAUAAUAAUAAUAAUAAUUAUAUACCGCAGAGGAAAAGAAUUUUUGGAACAAUUACAAGUUCGACUUCGUCACCUGAACCUUUAUACAAUAAAUACAAAACAAUUCACAGAACCACAUCAGAAAAAUCUUUGCUUUCUCAAAACAAUGAAAAUAAUUAUUCUCAAAGACAAAAACCGUUAAGCACCGUAACAAGUACAACUUCGGCAACUUCUUCUUCUGACAAUGUCCCAACGAGAAGAUUUCAAUUUGCACCACGUACCAAACCUACAAUAUUAUCUCCUAAACCAGUGCAACAUACAACAGAAAGUUUUACAAUCACCGUUCCAGACUUACCAAACAAAGAGGUUCAUUCUUUAACUGAAAAUGCAGUUGACUCGCAGGAUGGCAAUGCACCUUUUCCUUUAGUCACAUUAGAACCUACAACAAAUGCACCUGUAAUUUCCGAUUCUAAAAAUUUUGAUGAACCUGAAAAUGAUGUUGGGUUAACCUCGACAACAAAAAACACAUUUUCUUCACGCGUACCAACAACUUCUACUCAAACUACUAUUGUUACGUCAAUUACCGAAUCAUCAUUUACCGAAAGAGGAAUAAUAUUGAUUCCGAAAAAAUCUCGCCUUUCCAAUGAUAGCGAUCUAGAUUUCAGUAAAAUCGUUACUUCAUCGCUUGUACCCCAAUCUGAAGUUACUAAACCUUUGAAUAAAUACCUAGGAUAUAAAACUAUACUCAGACCGACGACGCCAUCAACUGAUUUUGCAAAAGAAGAAAAAAGCUUAUUUAGGAGGUACAAGACAAAAUCUACCACCACUACAACGGAAGAACCAGUCCAGUCUAAUCCCAGAUUCAUUCCAAAGAAAACAAGAAAUUUUAAGAAAAUAAUAAGCACCGAACCUCCUACAGCUUCUUCUACAAGUACGCAAAGAAGUAGAUUUAGUCCUAGGAAUAAACCCAGACAAGCGGAAACAUAUGAAACAGAGUCAAGUAGCACUUCAAACGGAAGAUUUGGAAAAAGGAAAAUACCUUAUAAAAAAUCAGACGUUGAUGAUUUAGACGUUGAACAAACGGAAAAUUAUUUUGGAGAUAGAUAUGAAAAUAAUAAUAAUAAUAAUAGAUAUUUUUUGGCAGAGAAAGAAAAACGAAAUUAUAGAAAUAAUUUUUUGAACGCUGCAAUAAAAAAAGAAAAUCAAACACCUCAAAUAAGUGGGGGGUUAAAAAACUUUUCCGAAAAAAAUAAACCGAUCAAUGUUUUUCCAACACAAUCAGCUACCGAAGAAGAAACUCCUGAAUCAGGAAUAUCGAGUUUUAACAUAAGAAAUCAAAUUUCUUCAGAAAGGAAUCAUCGUUUAACGGAUGCAUCAAACAAUAAUGAGCCUAAUCAACAUCCUUCAACUAAUUUACAAACCAAUAUUUAUGUACAAAAUAACGAUAAUCCAAAUAUAAAUAAUUUAUUCGUGACAAACACCCCAGAGAAUUUAGUGACAGAAUAUCCGAUACUAAAAGAAACAAUCGUCGUUAAAGAUGAUGAUGUUGCUACCACAUGGUUCGUAAAUAAUAGGGAAACAGAAAAGACAACAAGUACAACAAUUAAUCUCACUCAAUCACCACUUGAAAACAAUGAUAACAUAAAACCUGAUAAGAAUCUUACCUCCUUGAGAAACUUAAGAAUGACAACAACAUCCGACGUCAAUGAAAAAAACGAUUUUGUUGAAGUUGACAGCAUUCAAGGGGAUUUAAAUAAUUUUAACGAUUAUAAAACAAAGAUAGAAGAUAAAAUUGAAAGGAAAAGUACAGCGAGAUUAAAAAAAAGACCUCAUUCUCCCGCUACAAAAAAAACAACAACUGAAAAUAUUUAUAAAGAACCAACUGAUUUUUCGAAAAAUGCUACGAAAUUACCAAGAAUAAGAAUUGUACAAAAAAGAAUAAGAAAAUUUGGAAAUAAUUUUACAACAGCAGAAGAACUUUCGUCGGUAAUAAUUAAAAAUGUACCCGAUAAAAAUUUCACAAAAAAUUUUAAAAAUUCAGCAAGAUUUAAAUAUUCGAAACCUCAAUAUAAUAUAAAUGAUGAUGACGUAAGGAAUAAGGAAAAUAAUUUUGAAAAAAAUGAGAAGGAGGUCGAGGAGGAGGAGGAUGAUGAUGAUGAUGAAAAUGUACAAAAUACAAACGAAGCAAAAUUUGCUUCUUCUAAUUUUAAAAAAUUUAGAAUAAGAGCAAACGCGACCGAUUUUCAUUCUAAAUUUAAUCAAAAUAAAAACGUUUUAGAAGAGGACAACAACGAUUCAUUCAAGAGGUCGCGAAAAGUUGUUAUUAGAAAAAAUGAACCAACGGAAGGAUCAGAUAAUCCUUCUGAUAUUUCAAGUUCUCAACUUGAUUAUAGUUAUAGUUCUCCAACCAAAGAGCCUAUCAAUGGUAAUCGGCCAUUAUUUAGAAAUAAUAGCGAUUCAUUAGAUGUAAGACAAAAUCAAAAUAAUUUAAAAACGUCAAGCUCGAGGGAAAUAGUUUUUGGAACGGAUAAUCCACAAACUACACGAGGAUUAGGAUUAAAAAAUAAUAUCACGAUUGGUCUUUCAUUGGAUGAAGUAAAAGAUCCUCCGAGAGAUUAUUUUUUAGAUCCUUCGGUGGGAACUACCUACGGACUGAGGACCGAUAGCACAUACGGAGUCACAAAAAGUUUAUCUAGUCCAGGUAUAACAACGGAAAACUCAGUCAACAAUUCUAAAUUUCAAUCGACAAUUAAAGUACCGAAUGAUUCGUCGCAAAAUUUAAUAUCAUCGUCAGAUUUGAUUCCCGAUUCUAAAACCAGCGCAUCAUCCGAUUCGGGAUCAAGAUAUUCGAAUAUAAUACCCGGACCUUUUUCCCGGAAAAUUCCCGGAAAUCCAGGAAAAGAAACAUUCGGGACUAAUUUUUUUUACAAUCCAAAUCGAAAGCUGACAGAGGGAUUCAUAAUAGAUGACGAUAUAAACAAUUAUGAAAAUUUCGAAAUAGAAAAAAACGAAAUUUCUAAAAACAAAGAUGAUUUCACGGAUAACAAUUCGAAUUCGGAAAUAAUAAAAAGUGAAAUUCGCGGAAAUCGUUUUAACGGAACAAAUACGGCGGCUGCUUAUCCCCAAGAUUCCAUCACAAAUAAAAUUCCCUCAAAUCCUAAUCGCUUAAAUUUUAGAGUAGUAAAAACCAGAAUUCGUACGAAAGUGAACCUUACCCAACCGUUGGGACAAGUAUCCAUUGAAAACCCAACAUUAUCGAACGACACAGAAGAAGAAAACAAUGAAAGUGGAAAGUCUGAACUGUUCAAAAAGAGAAAGAAGGUGAUAAUAAGAGGUCGACCUAUCCAUCCAGAGUCAAAUGAGAGAGAGGAAGAUAUCAAUAGAAAGACAUCUGAGGUAUACUCACCAUCUAGUAGUACUCCAAAGCCAACUUCAAAUCGAAGAGGUAAUCAAGAACCUUCAACAGGAGCAAGAUUUAAAGUCCGAUCGACGACUCAAACACCUAAUGGUGAAAAAUCAGAAAGAAGACAGCCACCACCCACUACAAUCAGGCCGGUUAAUCUUUUAAGACGAAGAAACAGGCCGACGACUAGUACUACAGUAUCAACAACAACGAGUAGCACGACUACAGAAAUACCUUACCUCGUCGUACAAGACGACAGCAGCAUUGAAGAAUCAAAAACAUUGAAUGAAAGUCCCGGUAUUCAAGAUUUGGCAGAUCCAGCUGUUGUUGCAAUUCACACUUUGGCGACAGUACCUCCUGGUUUAUUAUCUUCUUCCGGAAGGCCCGUGACUUAUUACAAUGCACCUCCUGAUACUUAUACCGUUCACGUAACACCGGGAGAUAUCGAAAGCAUAACACCCGGAAGAAUUUCAACCAUCGCUCCUGGAACUGUAAGACCAACAUCUAUAUUAACAUUGAAACCUUUUACCGUUCCGGUCAUAACAAAACAACAAGCAAAACAAAAUUCAGUUCCGAUCAGGACACCAUCACCUUUCAGAGCCACAGGAAUUCCGAUUGUCACCGAAGAUCCAUUUGCAUCUAGAAAUGAUAUUUUGGAACAAUCAAGAAGAUUAGAAUCAGUUCCCAAAGGUAGACCGACAAUAACCGCACUUACUCCAUCAACUCCAUCACCCAGGAUAGAAUCGAAAAAAUCUGAAAGAAUAAAACCAUUUAGUAAAAUAUCUGCACCGGAAAUAGUUCAAACCGUCAAUUCACCUGAUCCAGGAUCGGAUUACGAAUACUACGAAGAUGAUGAUCCAUUAGCAAACCUUCCAGCAAGUGCAUUAAAGGUUAAAGUUCACAGUAACGGUUACAUCGAAUGUUUAGAUAGAGGAAAUUUUCCACAUCCUUUUUCGUGUAAAAAAUUUAUUUCUUGUGCUAAAAUGGAAAACAAUGAACUUUUAGGAUGGGAAUACACGUGUCCAAAACAUUUAAGUUUUGAUCCAGUUGGUGGAAUAUGUAACUGGUCAGCUGGUUUAGGAUGUCAACAUUAA